Molecule: messenger RNA, 951 nt
Organism: Monoraphidium neglectum
Lineage: Eukaryota; Viridiplantae; Chlorophyta; Chlorophyceae; Sphaeropleales; Selenastraceae
Product: short-chain dehydrogenase/reductase SDR
Exons: 13
Coding region: 1-951 (316 amino acids)
Source: RefSeq, a predicted model, not a curated record
AUGGCGACGACCGCGAAGGGCGCCUGGCCGGAGAAAAUGCACGAGCAGAUCUCUGGCGAGCACCAAGUGCAGCCCGGGCUGGAGUGGAAGAUGGACACUAAGCCUGUUUUCAUCCGCGACACGUACAAGGGCAGCGGCAAGCUCAAGGACAAGGUGGCCCUCAUUACUGGAGGGGACUCCGGCAUCGGCCGCUCCGUGGCCGUCCACUUUGCCCGCGAGGGCGCUGAUGUGGCGAUCCUGUACCUGCCCGAGGAGGACAAGGACGCGGCCGAGACGGAGGCCCUGGUGCAGAAGGAGGGCCGCAAGUGCCUGCUGCUGUCCGGCGAUGUCGGCUCUCACGACGUGAGGCGCGCGUCGCGGGGGCAGCUGGGCGAUGGGCUGGGGCCAUUGGCGGGUGUCAUCGCGGGGGCUUUGGCUGCGGUGAGCAAGGUGGUGUCUGACCUCGGGAAACUUGACAUCCUGGUCAACAACGCGAGCCAGCAGCACUACCAUGCUGACAUCAGCGAGGUGACCGAGGAGGUGCUCACCAACUCGUUCAGGACCAACGUGUGCGGAUACUUCUGGAUGGCGCAGGCCGCCCUGAAGCACAUGAAGGCGGGGUCCAGCAUAAUCAACACCACCAGUGUCACCGCGUACAGGGGUGCGAGCAAGCUGCUGGUCUACUCCGCCACCAAGGGCGCAGAGGUGGCUAUGACGCGCUCCCUGGCCAACCUGGCGGUGCAGCGGGGCAUCCGCGUCAACGCGGUCGCGCCUGGGCCGAUCUGGACGCCGCUCAUCCCGGCCACCUUCCCCAAGGAGAAGAUUGAGGAGUGGAAGGACGAGGCACCAAUGAAGCGCCCGGGGCAGCCUGCGGAGGUUGGGCCGUCCUACGUGUUCCUGGCCAGUGAGGAUGCCUCUUUCUACACGGGUCAGACCCUGCACCCUGACGGCGGCACUCCCCUCAACACGUGA